AUGCGCGGCGCUUUAGUACUUCUUGUCGUGACGGCGACCUCGUCUGCCAGUGCGCUUUCACUUCAUAAGCGCGAUUCCCCGGCUGUCGUGAAGCUGCCUGUGCAGCGCAGGCAAGCUGCCCAGACUAUUCAAAAAAGAGAUUCCACUCUAGGUGUAACUAUCUCAAACAACCAACAAUUAAGCUAUCUAGUAAACCUGACCCUGGGUUCACCGCCGCAGACAUUUUCACUUACUCUGGAUACUGGUAGUAGUGAUUUAUGGGUGAACGUGGCGAAUUCGUCCAUAUGCUCAGGUGGAAAUGACCCCUGCAAGCCAUUUGGCUUGUACAACUCCAGUGCUUCGUCCACAUAUAAGGGCUUGGACCUUGCAUUCAACGCCACAUACGGGGACGGCUCCAAUUCCUAUGGCUCCUAUGCGACGGAUACCCUGGGGCUGGGAAAUUCAACAGUCGAUAAUUUCCAAUUCAUAGUUGCCGAAUCAUCUACUAUUCCGCAGGGUAUCGCUGGUGUUGGAUACAAAAUCUCCACAUACGCGGCCGAUCACGAAAACAAGACAUAUGACAACCUGCCAUAUGCUCUCGCUGCUAGUGGUGCCACUAAAUCUGCUGCUUAUAGUUUGUGGCUAAAUGAUAUAAGUGCUGCUACGGGCACCAUCCUAUUCGGAGGUGUAAACAAAGCUAAAUACAAGGGCGAACUUCAGACGCUUCCUAUCGUUCCAGUGUAUAACCAGUAUUACUCCCUUGCUAUUGCUUUGACCGAGGUCUCCGUGCAAACCAGCUCCCAAUCCAAAAGUUACACGAACAAUCUUCCACUGGCGGUAUCACUCGAUACAGGCACCUCCUUCACAGCAUUGCCCGAAGCACUUGUCAACAACAUCUACAAGGAUCUGGAUGUGACAUAUGAUGAAAAAGCUGCAGCAGCAUAUAUUGACUGCAAUGCGGUUGAAAAGGACUAUAACGUGACAUAUAACUUCUCCGGCGCACAGAUCACCGUCGCCAUCAGCCAAUUGAUCUUGAACGGCACCGAGGCUGGUUUCCCCAAGGGGACUUGUGUAUUUGGUAUUGUGCCCAGUGCCGCGGGACUGAACCUCUUAGGAGAUACCUUUCUUCGUAGUGCUUACGUUGUCUACGAUCUCGAAAACAAUGAGAUUUCCCUUGCAAACACAAACUUCAACCCCGGUGACGAUGACAUCCUGGAGAUAGGCACUGGAUCCAGUGCAGUGCCAGGUGCGACUCUGGUACCUUCUGCCGUUUCAACUGCUACGGGAAACGGCGCUGCGACGGCAACUAACAGCGCGAUUGUGUCGACCGUCCCUGUAGGCUCGACUGGAACGAGUUCGGGAAGCAGUGGCGCUACCUCUACUGCAAGCGCUGCACACAGCGCUGCUUCGACGAGUACUUCUUCUGGGCUGGCAACCUUCCCCACGAGCAACGCAAAACAUCUUCUUUCUGGUCUUGCUGGUGCUGGUCUCCUCCUUGUAGUAUAG
Talaromyces proteolyticus is the source of this 1485-nucleotide messenger RNA. Its product is annotated as yapsin. NCBI's taxonomy places the organism in Eukaryota, Fungi, Ascomycota, Eurotiomycetes, Eurotiales, Trichocomaceae. The coding region runs from base 1 to 1485 and encodes 494 amino acids. Gene Ontology annotation, biological process: proteolysis. The transcript is spliced from 3 exons. The record is from RefSeq and is a predicted model, not a curated record. Gene Ontology annotation, molecular function: aspartic-type endopeptidase activity.